GACCACCCUGUACAUGACGACAUACUGCCCGUUGUGGUUGGCGAGAGGCCGACCCCACCAUAACGCAUAGCAUAACGCCAAACUGUUAGGCGCUUCGUUAUAGAUGGGAACAUGCUCUGCGAUUAAAAGAGACGAGAAUCCAAGCCAAACGAUAUAUUUUUCUUCUUAUCAUUCACAUCACAAUCACAACAAUCAAGUCAUCAACAGACCACUCAAACACGUUUCAAACCAAAUCACUUCUUUAAUUUCAAUCAUGUCUGCUACCGUCCUCACCCGUCUCAUCACCCCUGCCUCCAAGGCCACCUUUUCUACCACCUCCAAGGCCCUCCGAGCUUCAUCACCUAUGGAGCCUAUGCCUGUUGGUCCCAACUCCUCCUCGAGCUGGAGCUGGAAGAACCUCUCUCCCAAGACACGCCGCAACGUUCUGUACGGUGUCGGCCUUGGCCUGGUUAUCGACAGCCUCGUUGUCUACCACUAUUACCCUGCCUUCUUCAGUGGCGAGGGAAAGAAGCUCUAAGAGGUUCUAGCACACCUGUCCCGACUGCGCAUGCUAUUUACAGGGGAGGCGAGUUAUCAGUUUGCGGGGUUGUUAUAAGUCUAGGAUGAACAGGUGCGUGGGGGACUAGUGCUGUAAGCCACCUUCUCGGCUUUGCUGAUUUUUGUGACGCACGGGCUGUUGUUUAUGUUAUAGAUGAAAUCUUGUUUUUUUUUAUUUUGUUGUAUUUUACACUAUAGAAAUCGUCGCUACUGUCUCUGGGUUGACAGCCUCGUUUAAUUGAGUACAGUGCAUUUGCCAC
[Torrubiella] hemipterigena is the source of this 797-nucleotide messenger RNA. The record is from the annotation of a GenBank genome assembly. Lineage: Eukaryota; Fungi; Ascomycota; Sordariomycetes; Hypocreales; Clavicipitaceae.